AUGAUACCUACAUAUCAACAAACACGUUACAUAGUUGGGGUUUUCCAUAUCUCAGCUACAGUCCCCAUAUCCCCCUUCUCUAAGAAGGUGGCUCUUUGGCCAGCGUACCUUCGCCAAAUUGGGGACCAUCUGUCCCCUUCCCCCCUUGGGGGCGGCUCUCAGGCCAACGUGGGGGCCCUCGGUCCCCUUCCCCCCCUGAGGGCGGCUCUCAGGCCAACGUGGGGGCCCUCGGUCCCCUUCCCCCCCUGGGGGCGGCUCUCAGGCCAACGUGGGGACCCUCGGUCCCCUUCCCCCCCUGGGGGCGGCUCUCAGGCCAACGUGGGGACCCUCGGUCCCCUUCCCCCCUGGGGGCGGCUCUCAGGCCAACGUGGGGACCCUCGGUCCCCUUCCCCCCCUGGGGGCGGCUCUCAGGCCAACGUGGGGACCCUCGGUCCCCUUCCCCCCCUGGGGGCGGCUCUCAGGCCAACGUGGGGACCCUCGGUCCCCUUCCCCCCCUGGGGGCGGCUCUCAGGCCAACGUGGGGACCCUCGGUCCCCUUCCCCCCUGGGGGCGGCUCUCAGGCCAACGUGGGGACCCUCGGUCCCCUUCCCCCCCUGGGGGCGGCUCUCAGGCCAACGUGGGGACCCUCGGUCCCCUUCCCCCCCUGGGGGCGGCUCUCAGGCCAACGUGGGGACCCUCGGUCCCCUUCCCCCCCUGGGGGCGGCUCUCAGGCCAACGUGGGGACCCUCGGUCCCCUUCCCCCCCUGGGGGCGGCUCUCGGUCCCCUCGUUUCGAUGUGCGUGCAGUUGA
Closterium sp. NIES-65 is the source of this 789-nucleotide messenger RNA. Lineage: Eukaryota; Viridiplantae; Streptophyta; Zygnematophyceae; Desmidiales; Closteriaceae. The record is from the annotation of a GenBank genome assembly.